Closterium sp. Naga37s-1 is the source of this 1338-nucleotide messenger RNA. The record is from the annotation of a GenBank genome assembly. Lineage: Eukaryota; Viridiplantae; Streptophyta; Zygnematophyceae; Desmidiales; Closteriaceae.
AUGUCUGGUCAGUCAUCGUCCACUCGAAGUGCCUUCGCGCUACCACUACGGCUGUCCUUACCAACCUCUAUAUCCACCUCUUUCCUCCCGCGCUCCCUCCGCUCCUUCCUUUCCUCCAUCUUCAUCCCCAUUCCAUCGCCUACGGCCACCUCCUCAACCGCCUCCUCUUAUCUCAGCCCCACGGCCGCCUUCUUCUAUGCUCUACCACGCGUGCUCCUGAUCGUAUCCGCGGUUUGCUUGCUAUGGCGGAUCGUGGAGGAACCCACCGAUUGCUCGCUGCUUCCUGCCGUGCGCCUGCAGGGGGCCUGCGGGUACUCAGAUGUUGAGUUAAAGCGUAUCCUAGCCAUGGAGCAUGGCUACACUCGUGGCUCGCCGCGAUACUAUUUUCUUGGAAGGUGGAUGCAUUACAUCACACUCAAUUACGAGCUCACCAUGGCCAAACCAAAUCCAAAAAAGGACAACCUAGCAGUGCCGCCAUGCGUGCUUGUGAGCGUGGAGGGCGAGGUGCCGUGCCUGACGGGCACGAGCUGCAUCAUCCCCUUCUACCUGCGCCCACACACGUCAGACAGCAUGGUGCUGCGCGUGCACUUUGAGAAUUCCCCCACGCCCUUCUCCGUGCUGCGCCGAGAGACCAAGCAGAAGCGGUUCACUGCGGUGCUGGACGGUGGGGCUAACAUUGGCAUCACGACCACUGUGCUCGCUCUCAUGUUCCCGCAUGCGCGCAUAGUGGCAGUGGAGUCAUCAGAGGAGAACUAUCGCAUGCUCAGACUCAACACCUUCGCCCUGCCCAAUGUCGUCGCCUUCCGUGCUGCCCUCUGGAACAAACUCAACGAGCCCCUGUCAGUGCACAUGGACCCACGCAGCCACGGGUACUGGACUCUAAUGACGUCCAUCCCGGGCCAGGAGAGGGGUCUGAAGCAAUACGGCAUCGCGCACACGGUGACCGUGCCGUGGCUCAUAGAGAUCACAGGCGUGCCGGGCUUUGAUCUCGUCAAGCUGGACGUGGAAGGCAGCGAGCGCGAGGUGUUCACGCCUGUAGAAGGCUCGGGCCGGGACCCAGGCUACACGCUCUCCUGGCUGAACCACGUGCAGAUGGCUCUCAUUGCCACACACGAGGGGCUGCGGCGCGGGGGGCAGGAGGCGGUGCGGCAGGCGUUUGACCUGGGGCGGUUCUCCCUGGAGCUGGGGGGCUCGCACUAUGUGUAUCGUAGCAAGGACGUGUUUGAUGAUGACAUGAGGGAGCAAGCCUUUGCCGCGCUCAAGAGCAUGGCAGGGCAGCCAGCAGAGGGGGCGGAGGAGGGCAGUGAUGCAGGGGCAGACGCUGGUGCUGACCGCUGA